This is a messenger RNA of Prorocentrum cordatum, 435 nucleotides long. The record is from the annotation of a GenBank genome assembly. Lineage: Eukaryota; Dinophyceae; Prorocentrales; Prorocentraceae.
AUGGGGUACAUGAAUGAAGACCUUAAGCUCCACACGCUCAGGAAUGGCCUGGAGCUCACCACCAAGGCAGCAGCCACAUGGACCAGGACCAACCUCGCGCAAGCGCUCAGGAAGAACCCGUUCCAGGUGGACAUCCUCGUGGCCGGCAUCGACGAAGAUGGUCCCGGGCUUUACUUCUUGGAUAUGUACGCGAGCAUGGAGAAGGUAAACAAGGCCGCCCACGGCUAUGGCGCGUCGUUCACGUUCGGCCUGAUGGACCGCUUCUGGCACCCAGAGCUCACGGAGGAGGAGGGGAUUGCCCUUAUCAAGAAGUGCAUCAAGGAGCUCGAGGUGCGCUUCCUGGUUAACUUGGGCAGGUACAGCUGCAAGAUCGUCGACAAGGACGGCCCCAGGGUGGUGGAGCUGUACGACGACGACGGGCGCCUGAAGCCGUAG